Messenger RNA from Colletotrichum lupini, 936 nucleotides. RefSeq lists its product as uncharacterized. The transcript is spliced from 7 exons. The record is from RefSeq and is a predicted model, not a curated record. The coding region runs from base 1 to 936 and encodes 311 amino acids. Lineage: Eukaryota; Fungi; Ascomycota; Sordariomycetes; Glomerellales; Glomerellaceae.
AUGUCGGUGUUUUCCAGCGGCCUCGCUUCUCGUUUCCAAGCGUCAUUCGAUCGUGUACCACAUGUAGUAAUCGGCAAGGCAGUUCCUCACGUGUAUUUUGCAUUCUACGUCCGAUGUCUGACGAUCAAGUCCAGGCUGGUUGUUCUCAAGGAUUUGCAUGGAAGCGCUGCUUCUGUUAGACGUUUAAAUGCGAGGUUGGCAGCUUUCGUGAUAGGGAGAGAAAUCGCGGUACUCGUUGCGUCCUUGCUUCUGAAUCCUCUGCUUCCACUACAACGUCGCCCGUCCAUGAUUCGAGAGCCCUUUAGCCUUAUGAAAUCAAUAACUCAAUACCAAGUUCCUGCUGAAGGCGCCUUUUGGCACACUCGAGAAGCUGGAGACCAUCAUAACCUGAGCACUCGCGGCGGUAGGAAAGAGCGAGCAUGCUAUGCCAAUAAGCCGAACCUUCCGCCAUUCUUUCUGACAACACUCCCCCAUCAUAUUCAUGGUGUACCGAAGCUCUUCCAUACUCUUUUGCCAAUUCCAAUAGUACAGGGCACGUGCAUUUGGGGCUCCACCGGUUACACGCGAGGUUUUUCGCGAGGUGAACUCAAUGGUCUCGACAGUCGCCGCAAGAUUCGGAAAACCGUCGUAACUCGGAAGUUCUUUGUAUUUGAGUGGUCCAAAAAGAUCAUGAAUCAGAUUCACCUUGAGAUAUUGCACCCGCCGAAACUGGCUUUCGGCAAGAGGGUUUACAUCGCAGACUUGUCGAUGACGAGCACUUUGAGCGAAGGCAUACGUUCAAAAUUUCGUUGUCGGGUAACUCGCAAUGGUAAAAUGCCAAGUGCUUCAAUGGAGGCAGAUGACGACAGCAUUGGGAUCCAAACCGGUAUAGUCUUCAACGAGAUUGACUUGGCAAAGUCGCUGCAGUCCAUCAUUGGGGCUGUUAAACAUUUUUAG